AUGGGUGCUAUUCUGAGUUCGAUUAGAUUGGAUGGCGUGGAUGCGCUAGGUGACAUCACACCGAGUCGUGCUGACUGGUUGACUAGUCAUGCGGAUGCUACUGACUUAUCGGCAGUGGAAGUUGAACGUUUAUGGAGACGAUUUCAACAGGUCACUGGCUCGAGAGAUAAGGCGAAUUUAUAUCCUGAAAAUAAUGCGUUGCCCGAGGAAUUGUCAAAUGAUAUUUUUGUUAAAAAUCUGUUAAAACACUUUCCUCGGUUGAGAACUGAUGAUGAUGCUAUCUCAUUCGGCUAUUUCAUAUCUGUCAUGCGAUGGUUUGACGAAGCGAAUCUUCACAGAAAGUUGGAAGCUAUCUUUCAAUAUCUCAACAAUGGCGAUCCUAUAGACGCGACAUUUCUCGUGAAAUUGUUCAAACAUAUUCAUCCUGAUAUGACCAAUGAUGAAAUAAAAUCCACAGCAGCAGGAGCUAUGCGAUUAUUAGGAUCAACUGAGACAGAUAAAUUAAAUCAACAGCAGUUCGUUGAAGGCGUUUUAAAAUUCAUACCGCACGAUGAACUUGCCGAGCUUUUAGACUUUCAUAUUAUUCCAACAGCUGUUUCUCAUGAAGUAGCAACAUUACCGGAUCUUCCUCUGCCGCCAAUGAUGUCGGUGAAUGCGGACCAUGUCAUCGGGGAUGAUCUUGUAACUGAUGAUCAAAUUAAGCAACUUGCUUUGCAAACUUCACAAAAGCAUUGGACAAAGCUGAUACUUGCUCUCGGCUUUCUCGAAUAUGAUAUCGAAGCAUACAAAGCACGAAAUAAUUACAAUGCUGCAGCGACAGUAUACGAUCUACUGGAUUUGUGGCGCGAACAAGAAGGUUCAUUGGCGACAAAAACUCGUCUUCGGGAAUAUCUGAAAAUAAGUGAUUUUGGAAAACUUGUUAAAAUACUGGACUAA
Messenger RNA from Adineta ricciae, 936 nucleotides. The record is from the annotation of a GenBank genome assembly. NCBI's taxonomy places the organism in Eukaryota, Metazoa, Rotifera, Eurotatoria, Adinetida, Adinetidae.